Molecule: messenger RNA, 3061 nt
Organism: Notolabrus celidotus (New Zealand spotty)
Lineage: Eukaryota; Metazoa; Chordata; Actinopteri; Labriformes; Labridae
Gene: me3
Product: malic enzyme 3, NADP(+)-dependent, mitochondrial
Biological process (GO): malate metabolic process; pyruvate metabolic process
Cellular component (GO): mitochondrion
Molecular function (GO): NAD binding; malate dehydrogenase (decarboxylating) (NAD+) activity; malate dehydrogenase (decarboxylating) (NADP+) activity
Source: RefSeq, a predicted model, not a curated record
UGCUGCAGUCUGAUUGGUGGCUCCUCUGACUAGAGAAGCCGACUGACUGGGGGAGAAGUGAAACUGUCAAUGUCAAAGGUUCCUGGAUCAGCUGUGUGCCGUUGAUCCGCCCAGACAUCCACUGAUAACAGCAGCGAUCGUUAACAAGAGGAGAGAUUUGAAGUCCGAGCUCUCCAGCAGCUUCUCGUCGGUCUCAGGCAGCAUGAACUCCCUCCCAGGAAGGGCCGCUUUGUCUCUGUGCAGGCGCACAGCAGCGGGCGGGAUGAGGGUCCUCGCUGGUUCCCCAGGUCACCCUGCCAGUGGCAUGCCGGUCGACAGGGCCUGCAUCCAGGCAGUGCGGGUCUGCCACUCCGGGACAGGCGGCAAGGGCAGCGUCAGUACCAAGAAGAGGGGCUAUGACAUCACCAGAAACCCACACCUCAACAAGGGAAUGGCAUUCACCCUGGAGGAGCGCCUACAACUGGGCAUCCACGGUCUGCUUCCCCCCUGCUUUCUCUCCCAGGACGUACAAGUGCUGCGGGUCAUGAAGAGCUAUGAAACACGCGUCAACCCUCUGGACAAGUACAUCCUGCUGAUGACGCUGCAGGACAGGAACGAGAAGCUGUUCUACCGUUUGUUGACCUCUGACAUCGAGGAGUUCAUGCCCAUCGUGUACACUCCCACCGUCGGCCUGGCCUGCCAACAGUACGGACUUGCCUUCAGAAGACCCAGAGGACUCUUCAUCACCAUCCAUGACCGAGGCCACAUCGCCACUGUGCUCAACUCCUGGCCUGAAGAAGACAUAAAGGCCAUAGUGGUGACAGAUGGGGAGCGUAUCCUCGGCCUGGGAGACCUGGGGGGUUAUGGGAUGGGGAUCCCUGUGGGAAAGUUGGCCCUGUACACAGCCUGUGGUGGGGUUAAACCGCAGCAGUGUCUCCCUGUGCUGCUGGAUGUCGGCACAGAUAACCAGACUCUGCUCGAUGACCCCCUUUACAUCGGACUGAAACACAAGAGAAUCAGAGGAAAGGAGUACGAUGACCUGAUUGAUGAAUUCAUGCAGGCGGUGACAGACAAGUACGGGAUGAAUUGUCUGAUUCAGUUUGAGGAUUUCGCCAACAGCAACGCGUUUCGCAUCCUCAACAAAUACAGGAACCGAUACUGCAGCUUUAACGACGACAUUCAAGGCACUGCAUCAGUGGCUGUAGCUGGGGUCUUAGCUGCUCUGAAGCUCACCAAGAACAAGCUGUUAGAUCACACUUUUGUUUUCCAAGGAGCUGGCGAGGCUGCUCUGGGAAUUGCUCAUCUGCUCAUCAUGGCCAUGGCCAAAGAGGGUCUGAGUAAAGAAGAAGCCGCCAAGAGAAUCUGGAUGGUGGACUCAAAAGGUCUCAUCGUGAAGGGAAGGGGCAACCUAAACCACGAGAAGCAGGAGUUCGCUCACGAUCACCCGCACCUGAAGACUUUGGAGGAGGUGGUGCAAACCAUCAAACCCACCGCCAUCAUAGGUGUGGCUGCUAUCGCAGGAGCUUUUACUGAGAAGAUUAUCAAAGACAUGGGGUCCUUCAAUGAGAGGCCGAUCAUCUUUGCCCUGAGUAAUCCAACCAGCAAGGCUGAGUGCACCGCAGAGCAGUGUUACCAGCUCACAGAGGGCCGGGGUAUCUUUGCGAGUGGAACGUUCACAAAAGUCACACUGGCUGAUGGACGCACUUUCUACCGUCAGGGCAACAAUGCCUAUGUCUUCCCCGGAGUUGCUUUGGGUGUCAUAGCCUGCGGAGUGCGGCACAUAUCUGAUGACGUUUUCCUCACAACAGCAGAGGCGAUAGCUGACAUGGUGACAGAGGAAAACCUAGCUGAAGGGAGACUUUAUCCUCCUUUGAACUCCAUCAGAGAGGUGUCGUUCAAGAUCGCAGUGAAGCUUGUCGACUAUGCAUACAAACACAACAUUGCGUCACUGUACCCAGAGCCUAAAGACAAGGAGGCGUUUGUGCUGUCUCACAUCUACAGUCCGGACUACGACUCGUUCACUCUGGACUCGUACAACUGGCCUCAGGAGGCCAUGAACGUCCAGGAUGUGUGAUCCAGCACGCCUUGGUCACUAAACGAAAUGAUGCUGCUGUGGCUUCACGUAUGACUUCUGCUUGGCCUCCUUUCAGAAUGACAUCUGUCGCCUUGUUCCUCUUUCUUUAGCUCAUUUUCUGUCUUUGAUAUAGAUUUGUCCCACGUCAAAUUGACGGUUAUGAUAUGAUUACACGUCAAGCAUACAUUUCUGACUCUCCGUGUUAAACUGUUUAUUUCACUCUUUCAUGGCUGUAUCAGAUUUAUCAUUUUCAUCAUUUCUCAGUUCCCUGAUUUAAAGUCUCAAUGUUUUAUAGCAACGCAACAGCAUAUCAGAUAUCAUAAGGGCGACUUGUGUAAUGUAAACAACACUCCUAUAGUAAGCUAAGCUGCCUCAGUAUUCAGCAUCCGCAGUGACUCAUCAUUUUUUUGAGAGCUGAAUCAAAUUAUAUAAAAUUACAAAAGAAGUCGCUCACAGGAACGCACAAUGCUUCCUCUUGUCUCCACACAGACAAACAGGAAACAUUUGACUCUCAGUGCCUCUUGCUGUGUGACCUCUUGACAGCACUGCUCCCAUGUUCUGUACUUAAGUCUCUUCUGUUUGCCCCAUGGGAAAAAAAAGCAGUCACAAAGGCCACAUCUGGCUCCUCUUCUUCAUAUUUGACACUCCUUUCAGUCUGCACAUGUUAAAAACAUGCACACAGGACAGAAAACACUCCAGGAUCCGUCAUGUUUCUGUUGUUGUGAGUCUAAUGCGAGGCACGCUGUGUCUUGAAUGUGUUAAGAGUUUUGUUUGUUGGGGAUUUAGUUUCAACAUCAGGAGGUUUUUUGUAUACGAUGGGUGUGUUUCUCCUUCAGUUUUGUAUAGAGCUCUGCCUGUUGUUGUAUUUUUGCAAAGUACUGAUGAUGAACUGUAUCUUAUCUUUGACUCCUAGAGAACAUGAUGCUCUACCAGCUUUAGUACAGAGAGAUAUGCCUGAAGUUUUCAAAGGGAACAUAAAGCUUUUUAAAUAAAAUGUAUUAAAAAUUA